Messenger RNA from Penicillium antarcticum, 702 nucleotides. RefSeq lists its product as uncharacterized. The record is from RefSeq and is a predicted model, not a curated record. The transcript has 5 exons. The coding region runs from base 1 to 702 and encodes 233 amino acids. Lineage: Eukaryota; Fungi; Ascomycota; Eurotiomycetes; Eurotiales; Aspergillaceae.
AUGUUUGCAGCACGAGUUAUUGGCCAACAGGCCCGGAGUCUCCCCAAGUGGACUCGAUUUCGUUGUGUUUCCACGCUAGAAGGAAACCCGUACAUUUACGUGUUUCCAAAUGCUGGACCGACAGCAGGAUCGCACAUAUUAUCACUGUUGCCCUCGGAGCCAGUGAACCCAGACCUAGCCAUUGGGCUGUCCAGUCAACUGCCACCGACAACAGACUCCUUCAGGGAAAACCCCAAGUUCUUGGAAAUAGUCCAGGAGGUAUGCUCGGAGCAUGCGCAUGAAGACCCCGAUGCCCAGUCCCAAGCUCAAGUUAUGGUUUCCAUGGCUGGUGCGAACCUGAACUCAGGCGGCGUGUUAUUGGCCGGCAAUCGUCGGCGAGGAACGAGACGUCGUGGGGAGGCCGGUGAUUCUAACAGUGGUGCUAGUGGCCAGGGCGGAGCUGGAUCUGGUGGCCGUGGUGGUUGGAUCCAUGUGUCGGAUAGCAGACGGCCUCCUGACUAUGGACGUAUUGCAUGGCCAGAGGACAUGUUCGGUAGUCUUGAGGUGGAUGGGAAUGGCCAGUUCGUUGACGGCAACGGCAACUAUCAGCCCAGUGGUACAUACCGGGUGAUGACUCGAGACGGAAUCUUCGGGUUGAGCCCUUUCCUCCGAGAGAAGUUGGUUAAGAGACUACAAGAGCUGGAGACCAAACAAUCUUCUUAA